This is a messenger RNA of Parathielavia appendiculata, 1266 nucleotides long. RefSeq names its product N2227-domain-containing protein. The record is from RefSeq and is a predicted model, not a curated record. The coding region runs from base 1 to 1266 and encodes 421 amino acids. Gene Ontology annotation, molecular function: S-adenosylmethionine-dependent methyltransferase activity. The transcript has 3 exons. NCBI's taxonomy places the organism in Eukaryota, Fungi, Ascomycota, Sordariomycetes, Sordariales, Chaetomiaceae.
AUGACGGCGCAGCCGCAAUAUCUGGUCUACGAGGUCCACCAACUCGAAAUUGUCCUGGCCAAGGAUGAAGCACCUCCGGUGAAGCCAGACUCAGAGCGGCAUCGCAGAGAAAAGGAGCAGCUGCUCCAGAUAAUGGACAGGAAGCAUGGCGCUUGGAAUGAGCACCACCCGCGCCACCGGCUCCUCGAAGCUCUCCGCGGCUUCUCAGCGUACGCCGAAACUCAGCAAGCGGAGCUCAACCGGUUGAAGGGGCUGUACAGUCAUGUUUUCAAAAAUCAGAAGACGCUGCUCGAACGGGAAGUGAAGUACAGCCAGAAAUUCACCGACAUCGAACAGCUGCUCAAGACGAAUCAGAAAGUCUGUGACGACAUUGUGCGAAGCGCCAUGGAGUUCUACGGCGUCGACCAGCACGAGCUGGACCAGCACACCCAGUCCAUGAAGGCAGCAGGCCGCGGCGCCGAGAAGGUCAGCGUGUCGCAGGCCUUGAAGCACUUUGUCCGCGACUGGGCGGCAUCCGGAGCCAACGAGCGCGACGCUGCCUUUCCCUGCAUUUUGGGGGCUCUGAAGGAUUUGUUUCCGAGCAUUGGGCAAAACGAGAAAGUCAAAGUUCUUCUUCCCGGGGCCGGCCUAGGACGAUUAGGCCACGCAGUAGCAAAGAUGCCAGGCUUCGAAGUAACAAACAACGAAUGGUCCUCCUACCAAAACGUCGCCUACCGCUUCCUCACCGACCCCAAGCACCCUCACCAUGUGCAGUCCAACAGCACGUCAAUCCACCCCUUCCUCGACUCGUGGUCGCACCACCGCUCCACAACGGACAUGCUCCGCCCGGUCUCCAUUCCAGACACCCCCAUCGACCGGAACGCGGUACUCCUCGUCGAAGGGGACUUCACCACAGCCUUCCGCGACGAGCCGGCGGGCGCGUACGACGUCGUGGUGACGCACUUCUUCAUCGACACGGCGCGCAACCUGAUGAGCUACUUUGACACGAUCGCGCGCCUGCUCCGGCCGGGCGGGUAUUGGGUCAACUUUGGCCCGCUGUUGUACGGGUCGGCGCCGUUUGUGCAGCUGUCGCUAGACGAGAUCAUCAGGGUCGUCGAGGGGAUGAGGUUUGAGUUCCUCGAGGUGCCGGGCGAGUGUGGAGGGCGGGAGGAGGUGGUGAUCCCGGGAACCAGUGUGUAUGGCGUCGAGGCAGUGUAUGGGUUUGAUGAGAGGGCGCUGACGAGGAAUGCUUACGAGGCGCUGUUUUGGGUUGCGAGGAGGGGGUAA